Choloepus didactylus (southern two-toed sloth) is the source of this 750-nucleotide messenger RNA. RefSeq names its product chromosome 6 C11orf91 homolog (gene C6H11orf91). NCBI's taxonomy places the organism in Eukaryota, Metazoa, Chordata, Mammalia, Pilosa, Megalonychidae. The record is from RefSeq and is a predicted model, not a curated record. The transcript has 2 exons. The coding region runs from base 29 to 604 and encodes 191 amino acids.
GGUUCCUCCCACGCAGCCUCCCAUUCAAAUGAUGCCGAAGGGGCGGCGCGGCAGCCAGAGCCCCACGAUGAGCCAGCGGCCCGCCCCGCCUCGCUACUUCCCUUCUCUCUAUGACCGCGGCAUCUCCUCCUCCCCGCUCAGCGACUUCAACAUCUGGAAGAAGCUGUUCGUGCCGCUGCAGGCGGGCGGGACGCCGGCGGGGGCUCGGUCCCUGCCACAAGUGUCCUCGGCCCCGGCGCCCCCGCCCCCGCCGCCGCCUCCCGGCCUGGGUCCCCCCAGCGAGCGCCCCUGCGCCCCGCCCUGGCCCUCCGGCCUGGCCUCCAUCCCCUACGAGCCUCUGCGCUUCUUCUACUCGCCUCCGCCGGGGCCCGAGGCUGCCGCCUCGCCCCUGGUCCCCGGCCCUCCGACCCCCCGGCUCGCCUCUGCCUCCCACCCGGAGGAGCUGUGCGAGCUGGAGAUCCGGAUCAAGGAGCUGGAGCUGCUCACCAUCACUGGGGACGGCUUCGACUCCCAGCGCUAUAAAUUCUUGAAGGUGCUAAAAGAUGAAAAGUUACAAGGACUGAAGACCAGGCAACCUGGAAAGAAGUCGGCCUCUCUCUCCUGAGGAGCCGCCCACCUGAGUUUAGGCCGCCACCUCCAUAAGUGUUAGUGCUUAGAUAAUGUGCCCCGUUUGUUGUCAUUUCAAAGAUCGUUAUUUUCUGUUUUGUAUUUACUUCUGUUCUUGUUGCUCCCAGCACUUAACUCCACAUA